CAGAAAUUCAUCAAUUAGAACGCGAGUUAUAUCUGCAUGAAAUAGAUUGUCAGUUUUAUCGGCUACAAAAUCACCGAAUCAUCAUCCAAACAUGUCUGAGCCAAGUUCGAAAGAUACGGUACUGAAGACAGCAAUGAUUUACGUGUGCGGUGAAUGUCACCACGAAAAUGAGAUGCGUCCUAGGGAUCCCAUCCGAUGUCGAGAAUGCGGCUACCGUAUUAUGUACAAGAAACGUACAAAGCGACUUAUUGUAUUCGACGCACGGUAGGCAGAGGAUGGUUCUUAAUACAACCACUAAACAUGAUCCUGUACAACCUUUUACUGAUCCUUAAUGAUUGUAAAGAGCUAAUAAAACGGUAUUGAUAUGGUCCUCUC
Messenger RNA from Anopheles nili, 375 nucleotides. RefSeq names its product DNA-directed RNA polymerases I, II, and III subunit RPABC4 (gene Rpb12). Bases 92 to 268 code for a protein of 58 amino acids. Gene Ontology annotation, biological process: DNA-templated transcription. Gene Ontology annotation, cellular component: RNA polymerase III complex; RNA polymerase II, core complex; RNA polymerase I complex. The transcript has 4 exons. The record is from RefSeq and is a predicted model, not a curated record. NCBI's taxonomy places the organism in Eukaryota, Metazoa, Arthropoda, Insecta, Diptera, Culicidae. Gene Ontology annotation, molecular function: DNA binding; zinc ion binding; DNA-directed RNA polymerase activity.